AUGUUAUCUACUGAACGUCGUCGAACGCAUCGAUCAAUGUUACAAGCGCCAAAAAUUACAAAUAUGCUAAAGCAUUCGAUUCUGGGUACAUUGUCACCGGAGACGUCCAUUACAACGUCAAGCGGCUAUUCGACAGGUGGCUCUUCAGUGUCAACGACAAGGAAUACAUCGUCGAAGAAACCAUCGCCAUCAAUUGCUUCAAAACAACAACAUCAGCAACAACACGAACAAUACGAUGCCAAAUCAAAGGACUAUUUUUCAGGUUUCCAUCAUCUUUUCUCAAAAUUAAAAAACUUCCUCGUACCGUCCAAAUCCAAGCAUACGCGACGGGUCAGAGUGAUGAAUUCCCGACAAAUAUCGUCAACGAACAUCCUUCGUCAAUACCAUCAACAAUCAACCAUCUACGAUGUACUUCCGUCAUCGCUUGUUGCAAGUAACACAAUCUCGUUACCAUUUACAUAUUAUCAAGAUUCACCAAUUCAACAGUCAAAGACAACUUAUGACAAAAUAUCAGCAUGGCUCGAUCAGCAAGCGAAAAUAACGCAGACUGAACUCGAUCAUCAAGAUUUACCGUAUAUUCAUGACAAUCAGCAACAGUCAACAACAUACACAGAUAGUAAAGUGAUUUCUACUGUCAUGCGACAAACGCCAACAAAUAUUAAACCACCACGACGAAGUUCAUCGUUAGUGGCACGUAUUACUCGACCUAUUGUUGAACAUCAAGCUGAAAAAUCACUUUCGCCAUCGUCGUCAUUUUCUUCAUCGAUUCUUACGAAAGGAAUGACCGAGAGAAUGACACCGUCACCAACUGCACCACAAAUAUUUGACAAACGAUCUUUAAAAUCAAAUCGUCGACGUACAAUGGAUUUUUCUCAACGACAAUCGACUAUCGAUGUCGAUAAACAUAAAUCCAAUAAGGAAAAUCAAUCACUUAAACAUACAGAUAAAUCUUUACCAGGUGUUUAUCAAUUUCCUCCUUUCUCAUCAACGAACAAAAACGAAAUGUCGUUUCAAUCAGCGAAACAUGUCGUCGCCAAGAAAUAUUAUUUUCAUUCAAAUCCAACAAAAUCCGUCGAUGAAGAUUUAUUGAAUAAUUCCUAUGGAUUGACACUUCUCAAUCAACAACAACAACAACAACAACCUCAGCAACCACGGCCAAGACGUUCUGUUGGUGCAGUUCUUAUGAUCUCUCAAGUUCCUAAUCAAGUCUCGUCUCAGAAAAGCGUUCAUCCGCACCAACGAACAUCUAUCCCUCAGCAAACAAUGGACUCUUUAGAUGAUCUCUUAUGUGAUCGUGAAGUUGAAAGUUAUUUUUAUCCAAUUCCUCAGUCGACAUCCGAUCAUGUCUAUAUGAACUUGGACAAUCCAUCGGAUUCUUGUUCGACCUCCUUGUCUUGUAUACAUGGUACUCUAUGUUAA
Messenger RNA from Adineta ricciae, 1419 nucleotides. Lineage: Eukaryota; Metazoa; Rotifera; Eurotatoria; Adinetida; Adinetidae. The record is from the annotation of a GenBank genome assembly.